AAACAGAUUAAUUCUUACCUCUAUAUGAAGCGCACCAUUGCAAAUUCUAAACAAGUUCUCUCCCUUGUACACUCUGUUUAAACCAUCAUGACGACUAGCAAAGAAAGAGAGAGGUCAAGGAAGGAAGCCACUUCAGCUGAGAAGCUAUUGGAAGUCAGAGAAGCAAUGAAAACGGUGAGGGAGAUAUCUCAACUGUUGAACACUGGUCUGGACGAUGAGACGCUGCGAGUGUGUGUACAGCUGCUGGAGGCCGGGGUGAACCCUGAGGCUCUGGCUACUGUGGUACAAGAGCUGAGAAGGGAGACAGGGAGAGUACAGAGAGAAGACAACAAGUCAAGAUAACACAGAACUCUGAACAUUUUAUGUACAAUAACCGCUUCUGUCAUGUUACGUUCUUACUUUAUGAACUUAUUUUUAACCUUUCAUGAUUCUGAACAGUUGCUGUUGCAAAUUGGAAUUAGAAGAUAA
Molecule: messenger RNA, 468 nt
Organism: Halichondria panicea
Lineage: Eukaryota; Metazoa; Porifera; Demospongiae; Suberitida; Halichondriidae
Product: mitotic-spindle organizing protein 1-like
Exons: 3
Coding region: 88-342 (84 amino acids)
Biological process (GO): microtubule nucleation by interphase microtubule organizing center; gamma-tubulin complex localization; mitotic spindle assembly
Cellular component (GO): spindle; gamma-tubulin ring complex; interphase microtubule organizing center
Source: RefSeq, a predicted model, not a curated record